AUGCUCAACCUAUAAAAUGACUUCUCACUGUCAGUAUUCUUGUCAUUUCAGUGAGAAGUUUGAGUUGAUUAGCACGUGCUGACGAAUUGGAGCUACGUGUAACUGAAAGUUUUGUUUAGUUGGUUAUUUUUAUUUUAUUCCUUGUUUUUGCUUAAGUGAUAAAAAGCACAUAAAGUUUCUGUUAAGCAACUGCAGUAAAGUGUUUUUAAAAUGUUAUCGUCUAUGAGUGAACUUUUCGCUGAUCACGAAAUGAAUCAUUUUGUGGAAUAUAAAACAAAUGGUAGUGUUGAGCAAGACAGUUUAGAUUUAACCAGAUUGAAUGAUGGUAAAUUUUGGACCACCGAGUUGGAUAACGUGCCAUUCCUUGACCGCAGUACGAUGGGAUCGUUUACUGAUCUGGAUGAAUUGCCACCAACGUAUGAUGAAUUUUAUUCAUCCAAGCUUGUCAUUCCGUCAGUAGUGCAACCCAUGAAACAUUCAGGAUUUCUCAGCAUCCCAUCAACAUCAAUUUUCCUAAAUUACCAAGAAACCGAAGCAGUGAGGACCAAUGCUACUAAAUCGAAUAAUAUGUCAUUCGAGUGCAAUGAAGUAAUUGAUUCUACGUUAUCAACCAAUGCAGACGGAAAUAGUUCAAAUGGCGCUUUCGCUGCUGACAGUUAUAUUGGUUCAACUAAACGCUCCCGUACGGCCUUUACUAGUUCUCAACUAGUGGAGCUGGAGAAAGAAUUUCAUUCUAACCGUUACCUAUGCAGACCGCGUCGAAUUGAGCUUACUCGUAAGCUAGCAUUGACCGAGCGUCAGAUUAAGAUAUGGUUUCAGAAUCGACGCAUGAAACAUAAAAAAGAAAGCUCAAAUAUUAAGAUCAUAAGCAAGAUUAAAAGUUCUUGCCAUUGUACAGAUGGAGAAUCGUCGCGGUCACCUAAAAUUUCUUCUCCAGCAUCUCCUCAUAGCGUUCAGGCGACGAUUGUAGGGGAUGACGAUCACAAUGGACACCAAAACAUAGUGAACCGCUUGAUGGCACAUUCUACGUAUGCCCCUAGAACGAAAGUAUAUAACAUUACUACCCUUGAUUCGUACAACAGAAACUCUGUCACGCAUAACGCACAAUCUUAUAAAACAUGCUCAAACAAUAUCAGUUUGGAAACUUCGUACACUUCAGAAAUAACUAGUGCUAAUGCUGAGAAAAUAUUCGACCAACAGGCAAGAUGCACCGACUUAUCUGGUCAUUCAAAAAUGUUAUCUCAUAACAACGAGAUUCACGAAGAGCUAAAAGAAUUAGAGAGUUACGCCUAUUUUCCCUCUAUCAUCCAGGCACUCGAUUUAAGCUUGCUUUCCCAUCCCAUGGCACAAAAAACGACGACAUCGAUUGAUGAAUCACUCAAGGAAUCUUCGCAGAUGACUAUCUUAAUGCCUUCGAUAUCCUCUGCCUUUACCGAUGAUAUAAGCAACGUCAAUCCUUUAGUUGACACUUCGUACCUUCCUCUCGGUAGUUUUAAUCAUUCUUCUGAGGCUUGUAGCACAUCUCUCGAUAAUGAUGGUAAUGCACCAUCUGUCACUAUUCAGUGGGGUAAUAAGAAUUGCCAAAAAUAUCACCACAAACUGCCUGUUAUUCAGCAGGAAGUAACCGAGGAUUCAAACAACAACAAAAGCAGCAAUUAUGACUACCUUUGCGAUAGCUCGGAUCUAGUCCAACAACGCCACAUCAUUCAUUCCCAACCCAUUCCAUCAUUAAAUAAACAACAACCACACGAUGCUUUUGAGGCGAGAGUCAACGUUUCUGCGCAAGAAACUACAACGUCUGUUCCAACAUUUUCUAUCCACUCUUCAUCUAGUGAUACUGACAACGUGUUUCUAGAUUUAUAAAAACCCAGAUAACAUACUUAACUCAAUUUUCAUCAAACAACAUUUACCAUAUAAUGGGUACUACGACAUCUGGUAAUUAAAACAAACGUAAUUUGAAUUUAAGAAACAUACAACAUUAUUCUCUUACUUGCUUACAAUAAAUGUACCUUUAAACAUUCUAAUAA
Molecule: messenger RNA, 2027 nt
Organism: Anopheles gambiae (African malaria mosquito)
Lineage: Eukaryota; Metazoa; Arthropoda; Insecta; Diptera; Culicidae
Exons: 2
Coding region: 211-1863 (550 amino acids)
Biological process (GO): regulation of transcription by RNA polymerase II
Cellular component (GO): nucleus
Molecular function (GO): RNA polymerase II cis-regulatory region sequence-specific DNA binding; DNA-binding transcription factor activity, RNA polymerase II-specific
Source: RefSeq, a predicted model, not a curated record